Molecule: messenger RNA, 978 nt
Organism: Aethina tumida (small hive beetle)
Lineage: Eukaryota; Metazoa; Arthropoda; Insecta; Coleoptera; Nitidulidae
Exons: 4
Coding region: 265-978 (237 amino acids)
Source: RefSeq, a predicted model, not a curated record
CAGUGCAGUGUACUUCGUGUUGUUAAAUAGGUAGUAUCGUAAUGGAUGCAAAAAUGAAAUUGCAACAAACAAGGCGGAUUGCCGCCUAUGCAACGACCUUUAUUUUUCUGAGUGCUGCUUUAAAAAAAAAGAAUGCAAUGAAAUAAGAAAAAGACGAUGGUUGAUGUCCUCUAUAUAUAAGAGUCGAAAUAGGCAAGUAAAACAACUUGCGAAACGGUAGAAAAUAACUGGAAUACUUAACUUAUUACAUAUAAUGUCACAAACAUGUUAGACGAUUUACGUCGUGAGCCAUCAAAUUAUUUUGAAAAUUUUUGUCGAAUGUCAGCCACAGAUUUUGAAUUAUUGCUAAGUAAAAUAGGCCCAGUUAUAGCCAAAAAGGAUAAAAAUAUGAGAAAAAAUAUACCUAUUCAAGAAAGGUUGGCUGUAACACUAAGAUUUUUAGCUACUGGAAAUAGCUUUCAAAGCCCGUCAACUUGUUUAAAUUUUCACCACAAACAGUAUCUCGAUGUGUACAGGAUGUAUUUACCUAACACACCAGAUGAAUGGCGUAAGGUUGCCCAAGAGUUUAAAAAACAAUGGGAUUUUCCGCAUUGUUUGGGCGCUAUAGACGGAAAACACAUAAUUAUCGAAGUUCCAAUAAGCACCGGGACCGAGUUUUUCCACUAUAAGGGAAUUUUCAGCAUUGUACUUAUGGCAUUAGUAAAUGCUAAUUACGAAUUUAUAUACGUUGAUGUUGGAUGCCAGGGAAGAAUUAGUGACGGUGGUGUAUACCGAUUUACCACUUUAUACCACAAACUACAUAAAAAUGAGUUAAAUUUGCCUCCAGAUGAACCUUUGACUUUAUGGAAGAUACCAUUGGCAUAUGUGUUUGUGGGGGAUGAUGCGUUUGCUUUGUCCACUCAUAUGUUAAAACCAUAUGCUGGAGUUUACGACAAAGAGUGUUCAGAAAACCCCAUAGAGUCACAGAAAUCACCAUGA